UAUUCGGACUGUUUCUCACCUCCAAAUUUCCAAAAUAAUACUCCUUUUUCCCGUCCAGAAGAAAAAAGGAACACUUCGAUUCUCGUCUGGAUAGAAACUGAUAAGCCCACCUGAGAAUCGAGUGGCUCUCACCUCGUUUCUUGUCUCAAUAAACCGAUAACACCCAUCAUCAUGGCUCCAAAGUCCACCACCAAACCCACCCAUCAUCAUGGCUGCACUUUCUAGCUCCUCCUUCCUCUGCUCGAAUUCUUCCAAACCCAUAUCUCCAAGACUCACUCUUUUCACUUCGACACUCAUCUUUACACCAAAGAAGUCCAUCUCCAUUGUCAUGGCCGCAACUCCAACUACUACUGCUGCUAAGGUUGUGCCCUCAGUGAUUGUUGGCGGUGGAAGAGUGGGAAAGGCAUUGCAAGAUAUGGGAAAGGGGGAUGAUUUGCUGGUGAAGAGAGGUGAACCCGUGCCGCUUGAUUUUGAAGGUCCCAUUUUGGUUUGUACUAGGAAUGAUGAUCUUGAGUCUGUGCUUGAGGCCACUCCUAAGUCUCGUUGGGACGAUUUGGUUUUUUUCCAGAAUGGCAUGCUGGAGCCCUGGCUUCAAAGUAAAGGUCUUAAUGAUGCAGACCAAGUGCUGGCAUAUUUUGCUGUAUCAAAACUUGGGGAACCUCCUGUUGAUGGGAAGACUGACACAAAUCCUGAAGGUCUAACAGCAGCAUAUGGGAAAUGGGCAUCUGCUAUAGCUACUAGAUUGCAUGCUGGAGGCCUCUCUUGCAAGGUCCUUGACAAAGAAGCAUUUCAGAAGCAGAUGUUGGAAAAGCUCAUAUGGAUUUCAGCAUUCAUGCUUGUUGGAGCUCAUCAUCCUGGGGCGACUGUAGGCGAUGUAGAGAAGGAAUACCGCUCUGAGGUGUCAAGCCUCAUUGCAGAACUCGCAUCUGCUGCUGCGGGGGAGAAAGGUAUAACAUUUGAAGAAGCUAUGGAGGAUAGGCUAUGUGCUUAUUCACGAGCAGUGGCCCACUUUCCAACAGCAGUUAAAGAGUUCAAAUGGAGGAAUGGAUGGUUCUACUCAAUCUCUGAGAAGGCAAUUGCCGAGGGGAAACCAGAUCCUUGUCCCCUGCAUACAGCAUGGCUCAAAGAGUUAAAAGUUGUGUAGGAGGAGAACUUUUAGACUGGUAAAUGUAGUAGUGAAUCCAAAUUCUUGCUUGUGCUUGUAACAGACUGACAAUCAGAAUUGAACUAGUUAUGCUUGCCAUGAUACCUUUAUAUGCAUGGUCAAUAGAAAAUUCAACCAAAGCCUUCUCCUGUA
Theobroma cacao (cacao) is the source of this 1297-nucleotide messenger RNA. Its product is annotated as nuclear protein. The record is from RefSeq and is a predicted model, not a curated record. Lineage: Eukaryota; Viridiplantae; Streptophyta; Magnoliopsida; Malvales; Malvaceae.